AUGUUUCGGUGCCUGAGGGUGCUGCUGAUGGCGCAGCGCAGUGCCACUGGUGAGGGUGUAACUCGCUGCUCUGGUGAGAAGAUUCAUCUGGCGGGACUCGCUGCUCUGGUGAGAAGAUUCAUCUGGCGGGACUCGCUGCUCUGCGGAGCAGAGGAGAGAAAACGAUCCACCUGGAGGAGGAGAAGAGGAAGAAAAGGAGGAGAAGAGGAAAAGAAGGAUAAGAGGAAGCAGAGGAGGAUGAGAGGAAGAGAAGGAGGAUACGAGGAAUCAGAGGAGGAGGAGAGGAAGAGAAGGACGAUACGAGGAAGCAGAGGAGGAGGAGAGGAAGCAGAGGAGGAGGAGAGGAAGCAGAGGAGGAGGAGAGGAUGCAGUGGAGGAGGAGAAGAAGCAGAGGAGGUGAAGAGGAAGCAGAGGAGGGCGACAAAAGGCCAGUCUCUUGGCAUCUCCUUCUCGCCGUGCAUUCUCCCCCAUCCAUCCUCAGGGCGAAUGGAUGCAGGCGACAGAGCAGCAGCACGGCAGUCAGAAUCAGUCAACGCCAGUCAACUCCAGUCCUCGGCACUGCUGCCGUUAUGA
Closterium sp. Naga37s-1 is the source of this 573-nucleotide messenger RNA. The record is from the annotation of a GenBank genome assembly. NCBI's taxonomy places the organism in Eukaryota, Viridiplantae, Streptophyta, Zygnematophyceae, Desmidiales, Closteriaceae.